AUGAGAUUACUUAUGACAUCAUUUAUUCACAAGAAAGCAAAACAAGUUAAAAAGAAUCUUUUAGAUUCAACAUCAAUCAAGAAAUGGGAUUGUUUACAUGUUGAACAUGAUCACAUUGAUCAUCAAUUGGAUAUUAAACUAUUGAAUGCUAUUACAAGUAUAGUCAAUGAAUCUUAUUCAACUUCAACUACUUCUUCUUCAAUUUAUACUUCAAAUACUCAACAACAACAACAAUCAGAUCAUCAUCAUCAUCAUCAACAUCAACAUGAACAAAAAAGAAAUAGAUAUAUAUUAAAUUUAAUAGGUCAACAACAAUUCUUUCAACCAUUAUUACAAAAGAUUGAAUCAUUUAAAAAUCAACUUGAAUCAUUUGAAAAUUUGUAUGGUAAUGAUGGUAUGAUUGGUGAAGGUGACCUUUUAAAACCUGGUACAAACAAAAGAGCUGAACUUAACCCGACAAUCACUUACAAGACUGGAAAACAACUAUUACUUUCAAAUUUGGUGGUUGAUCAAUUGGUUUUAUUGGUAGAUUUGUUGUUGAUGGUUGAAUCAGAGAUUACAUCGGCUCAAGAUUAUUGGACAAAGAGAACCGACUCACGUUAUUGGUAUCUAUUUGAAAAAACUCCAUUCUUUUGGGUACAAUAUUACUAUAGUCUUUGGAAUAGUAAAUUAUCUUUUGAAAAGACUCUUCACAAAAGUAUUGGUUUCAAUUCUUCAAUUGUUACAUUUAAUCAAUACCAAAAAAAGGCAACCAACUAUAUUAAAAAAACUAUUUUUAAAAGAGAUGAUAACAACAACAACAAUACUCAACAACAACAAGAAUUAAAUGAUAAUCCAAGUGAUGAAGAAUUUAUUAGUGAUGAAGAAAAUAAUGAUAAUCAACAAAAUCAUAAUAAUAAUAAUAAUAAUAAUAAUAAUAACAAUCAAGAUAACACUUCAACUACAACAAAAAUUAAAAGAGAAUCAAUACUUCAUCCAAUUAAAGAAUUAACAAAAAGAAUUAAGACUCUUACUACAAUCUCUUCAAAUCUAUCAAUUGCCAUUGGAAGAUUAACUUAUUCAUUAAGUUUAUUUGAAAAUGGUGAAACCAAUAAUAAUACUAAUUCCAUUGGACUAUCAGAUUAUAUUAUUGAUACUUGUGAAUUAUUAUUUAAAGAUCAAGAUGAAAAUCAACAACAACAAGAAGAAGAAGAUUCAUUUGCAAAAUCAUAUCAAGAAUGGAAAAAGAAAUGUGAUUAUUCACAAUCUAGUAGCAUUGAUAAAUUAAAUGAAUCUUUAUUAGAAGAACAUCAAAAAGAUUUAUUUAAUCUAUUAAAAGAAAAUACAAUUUCAAUACAAUCAAUGGUGCUAAGAGGUCAAGAUGCAAUUAGAGAUGAAAGACCACCAAGUUGGAUGGUUCGUAAUUGGUCAAAGAUUUUAAUUGGCACUAGUUUGACUGUCUUUGGUGCUCGUUAUGCUUAUUCACAUCGUCAAGAAUUUAAAACGUCGGUCAUGGAAAACUAUCAAGCCUGGAGAAGAUUCUCAAGAGAACAUAUUGAAACUCCAUUGUUGAAUAUUUGGAAUGUCAUUCGAUAUGACCAGAAAUCAAUGAAUGUCACUGAUCCUGCGGCACUUCAAUCUUCACUAGACUCUCUUACUCGUAUGGUGACUGAUUUCUGCAAAGAGACACAAUCCAAUAUGAGUCAAGCCGAAAUUGAUUCGUUGGUACAUCGAGUAGCACUUGGAGACCUAAGUGACAUUAUGAAACCCUAUGAACUAAACAUUAGAGCUCCCAUAAAGUCUGCUCUCUUUGGUGACUUUUUGCGUUUGGCAUUGAUCCAAGUACAAAAGGAAAAGGUCGAUGUUGAUAGAGCCAUGUUGGCAAUUGACAAGUUGCUUCAAAGCAAUGAACUCAAUUUCCAAUUACUAGCUGCCAUUCCAUCGGUUCUCAUUGUUUGGACUGUUAUUUGGAAAAUCAAUGACUCUUUCUCUGUCAAGGAAUCAAAGAAUACAGUCAAUGCCCAAAAAUCAAUCCUAUCAACACUUCGUUCGAUUCAUCGUAGACUAACAAUCACCAAACAUACAAGUCUACCAGAUCAAAUUGUUCCCAUUACCACAAGAGUAGCUUCAACCUUUUAUCGAAUUAGUCUCUAUCAACCACCUUUGAUCAACGAUGAUGAAAAGACAUUAUUGGAACAACAAAAGAAACCAUUUGAAGAGUAUGGUCAAUUACUCAUUCUAAUCGAAAGAAUGAAACACUAUGCCAAACACCUAAACAACAACAAGAAUAGUCAAGAAAGAGAAUGGAUUCAUCAAGACCUUCAAGACCUAGAAUCCGAGCAUUUAGGAAACAAUGAAAAAUUAUUAACCAUUCAAAGAAUGUUUUCUACUUAUUCUUUUUUAAAAAAAUAA
Cavenderia fasciculata is the source of this 2391-nucleotide messenger RNA. RefSeq lists its product as uncharacterized. The transcript has 3 exons. The record is from RefSeq and is a predicted model, not a curated record. Gene Ontology annotation, cellular component: mitochondrial outer membrane. NCBI's taxonomy places the organism in Eukaryota, Evosea, Eumycetozoa, Acytosteliales, Cavenderiaceae. The coding region runs from base 1 to 2391 and encodes 796 amino acids.